ACCCUCAUCCCAUUUCUCACUCUCUCUCUCUCUCUCUCUAGAUUCAGCUGGAGCUAGCUUGCUUUGAGCUCCAUUGUUAACUUACCACACACUACUCUCUCUCUUCAACCAUGGCUGCCCUAGCUUUUGCAGCUCUGCUUCUCUUAGCCAUGGCUGGCCAGUCAAGUGCAAAUUGGUGUGUUUGCAAAGAUGGAGACCCUACGGCCCUGCAGAGGGCACUGGACUAUGCCUGUGGAGCUGGGGCAGAUUGCAACCCCAUAAAACCCAAUGGAGUUUGCUACAACCCCAACACUGUCAAAGCUCACUGCAGCUAUGCUGUCAACAGCUAUUUCCAGAAGAAGGGCCAAUCCACUGGCACUUGUGACUUUUCUGGCACUGCAACCCCUACCGCCACUGAUCCCAGCUCAAAUGGUUGUACUUACCCUGCCAGUGCCAGCUCAUCCGGUACUACUCCGACAACACCAUCCACGGGAACCGGCACAACCCCAACCACCGGCACUCCCCCAACCACCGGCACAACCCCGUCCACCGGCACAACCCCGUCCACCGGCACAACCCCUACCACCGGCACAACUCCUACCACCGGGACAACCCCUACCACCGGGACAACCCCUAUCACCGGCACAACCCCCACAACUGGCACAACACCCACAACUGGCACAACACCUACAGGCACCACCCCGUACACAGCGACUCCUGGAGUACUAGGAGGCAUUGGCACGGGCGUAGGGCCAUCGGGAGCUGGCAUCAACACGGACGACAGCGGUGGGAUUAGAUCUGUUGACACUGCUAGUUUGUUUUCUUCUCUCAUAACCCUAUUCUUCUCAGGCUUGAUGCUUUGGUGGGGCUGAAAAGGAAUUUAGAGGCUGCGAGGAGGAGGAAGAUGGGGUAGGAUGUGCAAUUAUGAACAUCUUAGGGAACAUCCUUGCUAAGAUUUUUGUAUUUUUGUAUCUUCAUUGCCCUUCUAAGUAAUUAAGUAACCGUAUUAUGUGGGAAAAAAGCAGCUGUGGGGAAAAGCAGAUGGGCUUUUGAUUCCUUUUUGGGUCUUUGUGAAGCAGCUGUCUCUCGCUCUCUGUUUUUUCGUUUGUACAAUAGAUUUAGAUCUAAUCUGAGAGUGUACUAGCUAGUCUAUUAAUUCGAUGAGUAUUUCAUGGUUUGGUUUA
Messenger RNA from Pyrus x bretschneideri (Chinese white pear), 1163 nucleotides. RefSeq names its product PLASMODESMATA CALLOSE-BINDING PROTEIN 3-like. The transcript is spliced from 4 exons. The record is from RefSeq and is a predicted model, not a curated record. Bases 111 to 851 code for a protein of 246 amino acids. Lineage: Eukaryota; Viridiplantae; Streptophyta; Magnoliopsida; Rosales; Rosaceae.